AUGAGUUCGUGCAGCAGCCGUGCGUUGACCAUCCUGUCCACAGUGUUCGGAGCCUGCGGGCUGCUGCUGGUGGGGGUGGCCGUGUCCACAGACUACUGGCUGAUCAUGGUGGAGGGCAUCAUCCUGCAGCAGAACCAGAGCAUGGAGGUGAAGAUGGCGCUGCAUUCAGGCCUCUGGAGAGUGUGCUUCGUGGCUGGAUCAGAAAACGGGAGAUGUGUUGCAUCAGAGUACUUCACCGAGCCUGAUAUAGAGAUCACCACAGAAAACACUGCAAACAUCCUCAAGAUGGUGCGUACAGCCACACCUUUCCCGAUGGUGUCGCUGCUCUUCGUCUUCACGGCCUUCGUCAUCAGUAACAUCGGACACAUCCGGCCUCAGCGCACCAUCCUGGCCUUUGUGUCCGGCAUCUUCUUCAUCCUCUCAGGCCUCAGUCUGGUGGUGGGCCUGGUGCUUUACAUCUCCAGUAUUAAUGACGAGGUGAUGAACCGGCCCAGGGAGCCUGAGCAGUUCUUCAACUACUACUACGGCUGGUCCUUCGCUUUCGCUGCCUCUUCCUUCUUACUCAAAGAGGGGGCUGGGGUGAUGUCAGUCUAUCUGUUUAUGAAGCGCUACGCGGAGGAGGAGAUGUAUCGCCCCCACCCCGCUCUCUACCGCCCCCGCCUGUCUGACAGCAGUGACUACAGCGGCCAGUUCCUCCACCCAGAUUCCUCCUGGCCCCCGCCGAAGCGAGGCCGCAGCACCUCCGAAGCCUCCAGCGACAUCUCCAUCCAGCUCAACCAGGCGCCGCCAGCGCCGACCAAAAGCAACCUCCAGACAGGAGGCCAGGGAAGCCCACCCUCUGGGUCCUCCUCUGCAGGGAGCUACCAAAUGCCCCCUCCGUCUGCUGGCUACCCCUCCACACACACCCUGACCAGGUCGCACCCGUCACAUCCCCAAGGCCAGGUUCUUCCCAUGGCCAUGCCUCCAUCGCCUGUGCCCCCCCCCCACUAUCACACACACAUGCAGAUGAGUGCCUCCCCCUGUUAGGAAGAGGGGAGGGAAGGAGAGACACUGACUCCUCACAAUCAUGUUUACUGUGCGUCUAGAUGUGACUGACUGAGAAUGCUGAGCUUGGAUCGCCGAUCAUGUUAGGUGAAGUGGAGGGGGAAAAAAGUAGCUUUGGAACAAUAUGAAGCAAAGACAAAAGAUGUUUCAGAGAUUGAAACGGAAGAUUUUACACCGUUGCGGCAAUUUUAUAUAAACGUUGGUGGAAAGAGACAAACAGAAAAACAUGAAGAUGGGGGAAGAGAUCGAGGAACUCAGUUUGCCGUGAAGGAAAAAGGGACAAAAGUGUUUCCUAAAAAAACUUAGAGGUUUGGUUGAGUGACAGAGAAGAUACAGGGGAGGGAGAGUGAGGCGGGGAGAGAGUGAAGAGCUGCGGUAUAACAAGAAGAUACUGCAGUGCUGCGGAAAUGUACUUGGAAAUGUACAAUGCAAAACACUGAUCUCAAAGACUGAGGAUGCACAUAGUUUUAUACAUACAUAAUUCAUAAAAGUACAUGGUCUAUGUACCUUUUCACGAAAAGGCAAAUGUGGUUAAAUAUUUUCCUGUCUUCUCUGAAUUUCUUACAUCAUCAAUCCAGUUUCAUAAUGCACAAUGUCAAAGUAGUAUUAUAAUAUUAAAAAUUAAGAAUUAUUAGUUAACAAUAGAGUAAUUCUUAAAUGAGAACACUGUAUAUGAAUGUUAACAUUUGGGAAACAAAAUACAAACAGAAGUGGAUGAUGCUCUGAAAUAUCAUGAGGAGAAAUCAACUUUAUGUUUUACAUUUGUUAAAGAUACAAAUUUCUAACUUCUUGUACAUAAAACACACGUGAGGACUUCUAUAUAGCUGUUGUAAAUUAUGAAUGAAGCUUUGGCAAAGGUCACACCAAGACGUUUAUCUGACUCAUUCUGCUUUGGAUGAAGACACUGCAACAGGCACGCGACAACCAACAACACACCCUCUGGAUGCAGCGCACGCUAGUUUGAAGGAGGAGCCACCCGACACUGAUACAGGGGUCUGAUGCCCUCUACUGGCCACUGUUCCGCACUGACCCUGGACCAGCCUUAAGUCUAGUUCACUACUUUUUCAUG
This is a messenger RNA of Xiphias gladius (swordfish), 2113 nucleotides long. RefSeq names its product calcium channel, voltage-dependent, gamma subunit 7b (gene cacng7b). Gene Ontology annotation, molecular function: channel regulator activity; voltage-gated calcium channel activity. The coding region runs from base 1 to 1026 and encodes 341 amino acids. Gene Ontology annotation, biological process: regulation of AMPA receptor activity; positive regulation of synaptic transmission, glutamatergic; neurotransmitter receptor internalization. The record is from RefSeq and is a predicted model, not a curated record. Lineage: Eukaryota; Metazoa; Chordata; Actinopteri; Istiophoriformes; Xiphiidae. The transcript is spliced from 5 exons. Gene Ontology annotation, cellular component: postsynaptic density membrane; AMPA glutamate receptor complex.